UUGGAGAUCGAGAUCGAGAGUGUUGUCGAAUCUACACACGCCGGCGAGAAAAUUCUGCCUGGUUUGAGGCGUUCGCUACGGCUGAGUCUCCAAUCAAUUGAGGGUGGAUCAGAAAGAUGGAUUCUGAAGAUGAAGAUGGUGGCCAUGAAUUCUCAUUGACUGGAUUCAUGUUUGGUAACAUUGAUAAGAGUGGACAACUAGAAGAUGAUGUCUUAGAUGAGGAUGCCAAGUGUCACCUUUCAGGACUCGGAACCCUGAGUGGUCUGGAAUCCAUGUUUAAAGAGCUGACUGGAGAACAGAGGAAGGAUGAUGAGGAUGACGAGGAGGAGGAUUACGAUGAUGAUGAUGAAUCAGGUUCUGAUCAAGACUCUAGCAGUGAGAAAGAGAAAGGAGUUGAAGCUGUGGAUUACUCCGACAUUACAGAGAUGGCCGAAGAAGAACAGGUCUAUAUAGAUACAAUGGCUUCUAUGUCCACACAAAAUAAAGAUAAAGAUGGCGACGAUGACGAUGAUGACUAUGAUGCUGAUGAUGACGAUGGUGAAAGCAAGAAUAAAGAUGAUUCUAUCUUGAUGCCUCCUCCUCCUAUACCACCUCCAGUAACCAGACUGAUGCAUACAUCUUCUUCAGCCUCAUCUCAAGACAAUGAUAACAGCAGUGAUAAGAGAGAAGAGGCAGAGACUGGUGAAGAUAAAGAAAAACAGGAUGAAUCAGAAAAGGAAGGCAAGAAAAAGACAGAUGAAAAAGAAGGAGAGAAUAAAGAAGAAGGAAAGAUAGAAGCACCUCUGAAGCACCUGUAUGUCACGGCUAGCGAAAAGUUCAAAGAUAAAACAGUAACAGAUCUCUUCCCAGAAUUCAGGCCUGGUCAGGUCUUGAGAUUCUACCGGCUAUUUGGGCUCCCUCAACAAAACCUCCUGCCACAGCUGUGGAGGGGGAUGAAGAAGAAAAAGAAGAAGAGACACCCCUCUGGUUCUGAUGCCAUCCCAAAGGACUCUCCUCCAUCCAGUCCUCCAAGGAAAACUAUUGAUGGAUGGGAUUAUCGCUAUGCUCCCUCUCCUCCUCCUGAGGACUGCAUGCCUGACGAUGCGGAGUUAAUCAUGGCUGCCAUGGAAGCGGAUGAUCGUAAUGCUAAUUCUGAUAAAGAUAAGAACAAGGAUGCUCUUCCUGAGAUAGCAGAAUGGCGGUAUGGACCGGCUCAGUAUUGGUAUGAUAUGCUAGAUGUACCUGAUAAUGGAGAAGGAUUUGACUAUGGAUUCAAACUCAAAUCCACAUCAGAAACCAAGGUGAAAGAAGAGAGCAAGGAAAUCAAGAAAGAACCUGACGACACCCCGACAGCACCAUCUAUAUCAGCCGAGGAGCUUCUGUCUCACCUCCCUCCAAUCCCACAAGCCUCUGAUGAAUGUUUUGACAUGGUGACCCAACUACCUUGGGAGAAUGAUGUCAUAUGGGAUGCUGAAGAUGUCAAAGAUAAGGUCCUUAGUUCAACUGCAGCAAGCAACGCUGGAUGGGUACCUACAUUAUCCAAUAGGACUGCUCUUGCUUACUACACUCAACAGGGUCAGAAGAUUGUUGACUACCUUGGUCCUAACUACAAUGAGAGAACAGCAAUGAAAGUGGUUGGUCCUAUGUUGAGUGACCUGACAAAUAGUAAACUAGCUAAGACAGUCUCGACUCCAAACAAACAAUCGCAGAACCCAGCUCAAGAGAAAUCAGAUUGUACGUGGUACUCCAUCUUCCCUGCUGAUAAUGAAGAGCUUGUCUACCAUCGUUGGGAGGAUGAUAUCAUCUGGGACCAUGAGGCAAUGGAUAAGAUACCGACCCCGCCCGUCCUUCGACUCGAUCCCAACGAUGAGAACAUUAUACUUAGGAUACCAGAUGAUAUUGACCCUGAUAAGAUGGCUGCCAGUGGGAAGGAGAAGAAAGAACCUAGGAAAUCAAAGAUUGUGAUGGAGAAGAGUGGGAUGACUAGAUCGGAUGAUCAGGAUGAGGAUUUCAACGACCAGCAGGAGAAUAAGAAUCCCUUCAACAUCUCAAACGAUGAGAACUACUAUCCUAAGAACUUGGGUGAAGGCAAACUAAGACCAAACAUGUCAUCUGAUUUACAGCACUCCACCGCUUCAGUAGAGCUUCGUCAGCCGUACUUCCCAACCCACAUGGGUCCCAUCAAACUCCGUGGUUGGCAUCGUCCUCACAUCAAGAAAUAUAACUUUGGUGCUAUCUCAGCUCCAGGACCUCACGGAGUAUUCCCUCUCGUUAGGAGGAUCAAACAGAAAGCAAGGCAAAGGGAGCAAGAGAGACAAGCCUCAGGAGGAGGUGAGAUGUUCUUUAUGAGAACAGUAGAAGAUCUAACUGGUAUGGAUGGUCAUCUUAUUAUGACUGAAUACUGUGAAGAAUACCCACCACAGAUGAUGCAGGUUGGCAUGGCAACGCGCAUCACUAACUACUACAAGAGGAAACCAAGCUCAGAUGCCAAACCACCAUUGUAUGAAUACGGUGAGACGGUCAACGUCCACAGCUCACCAUUCCUUGGUUCAUUGAGACGUCAGUCUCUUCAAGCAUUUGAGAACAAUCUCUUCAGAGCUCCACUUUACAAACACAAGGUCCCAGCUACAGACUUCCUUCUCAUCAGAACAAGACACAGGUAUCACAUCCGUGCAUUGAAUGAUAUCUUCACUGUUGGCCAGCAAUAUCCUCUUUUAGAGGUCCCUGGUCCGAACUCCAAGAAAUCUAAUAAUCAUAUUAGGGAUUUCUUACAGGUAUUCAUAUACCGGCUGUUCUUGAAGAGCAUUGAUCGUCCUCGUAGGAUCAAAAUGGAAGACAUCAAGAAAGCAUUCCCAACUCACUCUGAAAGCAGUAUUAGGAAAAGACUCAAACUGUGUGCUGAUUUCAAGAGAACUGGUUUGGACUCUAACUGGUGGGUGAUGAAACCAGAUUUCCGUCUUCCAUCAGAAGAAGAGAUCCGUGCCAUGGUAUCACCUGAGCAAUGCUGUGCCUAUUACAGUAUGCAGGCCGCAGAACAGAGACUCAAGGAUGCUGGCUAUGGAGAAAAAUCAUUCUUUGCUCCGGACAAUGAUGAUGAAGAUGAUAAUCAAAAGAUAGAUGAUGAGGUCAAAACAGCUCCGUGGAAUACAACUCGUGCUUUCAUUGCUGCAAUGAAAGGCAAGUGUCUGCUGGCAGUGACGGGUGUGGCUGAUCCAACGGGAUGUGGAGAGGGAUUCUCUUACAUCAAGGUUCCUAAUAAACCUACGCAACAGAAGGGUGAUCUCCCUGAGAGCCUUAUGCAAGAUGAGAUUGAGAAACCAACCCAACCCAAGAAGACAGUGACAGGAACAGAUGCUGAUCUCAGAAGGCUCAACCUGAAGCAAGCUAAACAGCUACUCCGUAACUUUGGUAUUGCUGAAGAAGAUAUCAAGAAGUUAUCUCGUUGGGAAGUGAUUGAUGUCGUCAGGACCUACUCUACUCAACAAGCCAGGACGGGGGAUAGCACCACAUCUAAGUUUGCCAGAGGAAAUAGGUUUGGAAUCGCUGAGCAUCAUGAACGCUACAAGGAGGAAUGCCAACGUAUAUUUGAUCUGCAGAGCAAAGUAUUAUCCAACACAGAGGUAUCAACCGAUGAGGAGAGUAGUUCAGGAGAAGGAGAAGAUAGUGACUUUGAAGAGAUGGGAAAGAAUAUUGAGGUCAUGUUAUCUAGCAAGAAAACAAGCUCACAGUUAUCCCAUGAGCGUGAGGAAGCUGAGAGACUGGAGCUUCAACGUAUGAUAAUGGGUGAGGAUUCCAAUAGUGGUCUACCUAAGGGGGGUAAGGAUGGUUCUGGACCUUCUACCUCUAAAGGAAGUAGGACCAAUACACCUGUACCAGGCAAGGAUGAUGAUACAGGAUCAGUACAUAGCUUUGCCUCCUCUCUGUCUGGACGUAGAUUAAAGAUUCAUAGAACCUUUAAAGGAGAGGAUGGUAAGGAGUAUGUGAGAGUAGAGACAGUCAGAAGACAAGAAGUUAUUGAUACAUACGUCAGGAUUAGACAAACAAAAGAUGAAUCAUACAUUCGUCAGUUUGCCUUACAUGAUGAGCGUCAUAGAGAAGAGAUGAAGAAGGAGAGAAGAAGAAUCCAAGAACAGCUCAGAAGGAUUAAAAGAAACCAGGAGAAGAUGGAGAAAGAGAAGGUUAAUCCUAAACCAAAGGCAAUCAAGAAACCAAAGAAAAAGAAGGAGAAACCUGACCUGAAGAUGAAGUGUGGAGCAUGUGGUCUGAUAGGUCAUAUGAGAACCAACAAGGAUUGUCCAAGAUAUAAGAAAGAAGACUCUGAGAAACCAGCUCCUAUUACAGUUGCUAUGACGCAGGAACAGGAACAUGAAGAAGAGAAACAGCUUGGUGAUGAUGAAUUGGUCAAAACGGAAGGAACAAAGAUUCUCCUUGAUAGAAGAGUUAUUGCCCAUGCUGAUAAGAUCAGAAGACAGUCGUUGGUUCUCAGGUUUCCUAAGGAGAAUAUCAAACAGACAAAGAAAAGGAGAGUCAACCCUGAACCACACUGUGAUUACCUCAAGAGACCCAAGCAAUCAAAGAACAGACGUAGAGCUGAUCCUCAGGUCAUCAUGAGUGGUAUCUUAGAGGAGAUCCUGAAUGCAAUCAGGGAAUUACCCUAUACUCAACCAUUUCAUACUGCAGUUGAGAAGAGGAAGUUUCCUGAUUACUACAAGAUUGUCAGCAAACCUAUAGCCCUCCAAACUAUCAGAGAUAAUGUUCGCAAGCAUCGGUAUGCCUCAAGGGAUCAGUUUGAAUCAGACAUUAAUCAGAUUGUUGAUAACAGUAUCCUCUACAACGGAGAGAUGAGUCCGCUCACCAUGGUCGCUAAGAAUAUGCUUCUCAUGGCACAGAAAAAGAUGCAAGAGAAAACUGACAAACUCUCUCGGUUAGAGAUGGCCAUCAAUCCUCUUCUAGGUGACGAUGAUCAGCUUGCUUUCUCAUUCAUCCUUGAUAACAUUCUAACAGCUCUCAAACAUGUACCAGAGUCCUGGCCUUUCCACAAUCCUGUGAACCCUAAGAAGGUUAGAGAUUAUUACAAGAUCAUCAAACAUCCUAUGGAUCUUGAAACCAUCAGAAAGAACAUCGCUAAGCAUUACUACCAUUCAUCGGAGGAAUUCCUCAAACAUGUAGAGCGUAUCCGUGACAACUGCAUCCAGUACAAUGGGAAGGAGAGUCAGUUGACAUCAGUGUCAGAAAAAGUCUUGGAGACAUGUAAGAGUAAACUUCUAGAGAAUGAGGAACAUAUCUCACAACUAGAGAGAGACAUAGCACUCGCCCAGGAAGCUGUUCUUAAGGGAGCUGAGACAGAGAGUCUAGGGGCUGCUCCUCAUACACCAAUGAGUGGUGUCAAUGAUGAUAGUAUGCAAGGAUAUGAGGAUAGUCUGGCUAGUGGUGACAGAGAUGGUAUGGGGGACUUGGAAGGAGACUACAUUGAUAUUGAAGGGGAAGAUAGUCGAACCAUGGAAGGUUUCCACGAUGAGAGCAGUGUCCUGGUCAAUGAUCUCCAACUCACACCAGAUAACAGUGAAGAUGAUGAGGAUGACUUUGAGUUUGAUGACGAUGAGAGCAAACAGGGUCCAUCCCACAAGCUGAGUGAUGAAGAACACGACGAGGAAGAUGAAGAUAUGGGAGCAUCGACAUCGAUGUCGGCUUCGAUGAUGAUUGGAGGAAUGUUUGGUGAUGAGGCUCGUGCUGCAAUGUUUGAGGAUGAUGAUGAUUCUAGGAGUUCCGUUUGGAUGGAAGAGGAAUCAAUGGAUGUCAGAGAUGAUAAUAGACUCUCACUUUCACAAUCAUUGGGACUAAUGAAGUCGGAUAUAGGGGAUGAGGAGGAAGAGGAAGACGAUGUCGGGGAACAAAGUAUAGAUGAUGUCAAAGAAGAUGGAGAUAGUGAGGAUGAUAAUGAUGAGGAUGAGGAAGAUGAUGAUGACAUGGUAGAUCUUGAAGAAGAGACAUGAAAAUAAGAUCCUCUGUGAGUGUAGAAGGCAGUUUUAGGAAAGAUUAUCAUAAAGGGCUUGCUUGCACAUGAUGUCAAUUAAUAAUUUACUGGUUAUUUCUGUUACACAUUUAACCCUAAAAGAAUUGGGUUAUCGGGACCCAUCUCACAGCUGGGGGGUGGACGGAUUCCGCCCCCCCACGAGAUCUCGGCCUUCAAUUGCGCAAGCGCCGCAAAAUUUUACACAGUGGUAGUGUGCGAUAAAAUCUACAAGGCUGUUUUUUUUUUUAAAACAAUAAGAUCUUUCAUUGAAUUAACUAUGCUAAUUUAUGCAUGAAAUGAAACCUUUGCUCUAAUCAGCUAUCAUACGGCCCCAAAACCGCUAAUUUUUUAUUUACAGACUCUUUGUAGGAUCCCAAUCAAAUGUACUUCAAAAAAAAUGUGGUAUCACAAUUUUUUUCUUGUGUUUUUAGAUUUCUUUGUUUUUGGACUUUUUGGUUU
Lytechinus variegatus (green sea urchin) is the source of this 6451-nucleotide messenger RNA. RefSeq names its product transcription initiation factor TFIID subunit 1-like. NCBI's taxonomy places the organism in Eukaryota, Metazoa, Echinodermata, Echinoidea, Temnopleuroida, Toxopneustidae. Gene Ontology annotation, cellular component: transcription factor TFIID complex. The record is from RefSeq and is a predicted model, not a curated record. Gene Ontology annotation, biological process: transcription by RNA polymerase II; RNA polymerase II preinitiation complex assembly. Gene Ontology annotation, molecular function: TBP-class protein binding; histone acetyltransferase activity; RNA polymerase II general transcription initiation factor binding.